This is a messenger RNA of Arvicola amphibius (Eurasian water vole), 432 nucleotides long. Its product is annotated as 60S ribosomal protein L27a-like. Lineage: Eukaryota; Metazoa; Chordata; Mammalia; Rodentia; Cricetidae. Gene Ontology annotation, cellular component: cytosolic large ribosomal subunit. The coding region runs from base 1 to 432 and encodes 143 amino acids. Gene Ontology annotation, biological process: translation. The transcript has a single exon. Gene Ontology annotation, molecular function: structural constituent of ribosome. The record is from RefSeq and is a predicted model, not a curated record.
AUGCCAUCUAGACCAAGGAAGAUACGGAAACUCCGGGGCCAUGUGAACCACAGCCAUGGCCGCGUCGGUAAACACCGCAAGCAUCCAGGAGGACGCGGGAACGCUGGAGGCAUGCAUCAUCACAGGAUCAACUUCAACAAAAAUCAUCCAGGUUACUUCGGGAAAGUUGGUAUGAGGCAUUACCGCUUAAAGAGGAACCAGAGCUUCUGCCCGACUGUCAACCUGGAUAAAAUGUGGAGGCUGGUCAGUGAGCAGACCCAGGUUAAGACUGGAGUUGCUCCCAUCAUGGAUGUCCUGCCAUCAGGCUACUACAAAGCUUUGGGGAAGGGAAAGCUCCCUAAGCAGCCUGUCAUCAUGAAAGCCAAAUUUUUCAGCAGAAGAGCUGAAGAGAAGAUCAAGGGUGUUGGAGGUGUCUGUGUUCUGGUGGCUUGA